Molecule: messenger RNA, 1535 nt
Organism: Canis lupus familiaris (dog)
Lineage: Eukaryota; Metazoa; Chordata; Mammalia; Carnivora; Canidae
Gene: ELOVL1
Product: ELOVL fatty acid elongase 1
Exons: 8
Coding region: 171-1007 (278 amino acids)
Biological process (GO): fatty acid elongation, polyunsaturated fatty acid; fatty acid elongation, monounsaturated fatty acid; very long-chain fatty acid biosynthetic process
Cellular component (GO): endoplasmic reticulum; endoplasmic reticulum membrane
Molecular function (GO): fatty acid elongase activity
Source: RefSeq, a predicted model, not a curated record
UCAGCAGGCGCCCCCCGCCCGGCCCGCCCCGUCCCCCUCUGGUGACAGAAAGUCGGCCCAGCAGAUGAGGAAGUGGCAGGCAGGCCGGCCCUGGGGACUUCUGUGUUGCCCUGCUCCCUCCGAGCCCGCCGCUGCUGCCCGCCCGGCCCCCGCUGAGUUCCAUAGCCAGGAUGGAGGCGGUCGUGAACUUGUACCAGGAGAUGAUGAAGUAUGCAGAUCCUCGGCUCCAGGGCUACCCUCUGAUGGGGUCCCCCCUGCUAAUGACCUCCAUCCUCCUGACCUACGUGUACUUCGUUCUCUCACUUGGGCCUCGCAUCAUGGCCAAUCGGAAGCCCUUCCAGCUCCGGGGCUUCAUGAUUGUCUACAACUUCUCACUGGUGGCGCUCUCCCUCUACAUUGUCUAUGAGUUCUUGAUGUCUGGCUGGUUGAGUACCUACACCUGGCGCUGCGAUCCUGUAGACUAUUCCAACAGCCCGGAGGCACUAAGGAUGGUUCGAGUGGCCUGGCUCUUCCUCUUCUCCAAGUUCAUCGAGCUGAUGGACACGGUGAUCUUUAUUCUCCGGAAAAAAGAUGGACAGGUGACCUUCCUCCAUGUCUUCCACCACUCCGUGCUUCCCUGGAGCUGGUGGUGGGGGGUAAAGAUUGCCCCGGGAGGAAUGGGCUCUUUCCACGCCAUGAUCAACUCCUCGGUGCAUGUCGUCAUGUACCUGUACUACGGGUUGUCCGCCCUGGGCCCUGUGGCUCAGCCCUACCUGUGGUGGAAAAAGCACAUGACAGCCAUCCAGCUGAUCCAGUUCGUGCUGGUGUCGCUGCACAUCUCCCAGUACUACUUCAUGCCUAGCUGUGACUACCAGUACCCAGUCAUCAUCCACCUCAUCUGGAUGUACGGCACCAUCUUCUUUGUGCUCUUCUCCAACUUCUGGUAUCACUCCUAUACCAAAGGCAAACGGCUGCCCCGUGUACUUCAAAACGGAGCUCCAGGUACCGCCAAAGUCAAGGCCAACUGAGAAACGUGGCCUAGCUAGGUGCCCACCUAAGUGCCUCAGGACUGCACCUUGGGCAGCAUCUGACGUCCUCCCCGCCUACACCGGUGACCUGUGACCAGGGCCCUGUGUGGUCCGGACUGAGCAGGGGGCAGGCCCUCCCCUCCCCACAGCUGGCACACAGGGACCACGGCUUCCGUCGCUCACCCGCUUCUCCCAGCCAGCUCCGAGGACACGGCCGCACCACCCUCUGCCACUCCAGAGCCGGGGGCUCAAGGGUUGGGACACUCAUCUUCCCCUCCCGGCCUUAAACUUGGGAGGGGAGCACUCAGGACUGGCCCCCACCAGGGUCUUGUGGCCUUUUUCCUCACACUGAAGAGGUCAGCAAUAAUCUGUCACUCUGGACCCAUGACCCCUCCUCCUUCUCUAGCCCACACUGAAGCAGAAGCUUCUUGACCAAAGGUCAGAGUGGGUGGGGGGCCUGGGACUACAGCCUGUGGAGGCUGUUCACUCACUUAGGUCUUCAUUAAAAGUGACAGAGGAAACCACCCA